AUGGGUGUAACAGCUACUUGUAUAUAUUUAGAAAUAGAGAUUCUUCGUAAAAACUUAGAAAUAUCACAGAAUAAUUUUGUAGUAACACACGGUGGAAGUUUUGCUCAAGAAGAGCUUCAGCAUAAAGUUAGAAAAAAAAAAGAUCAUUGUGAAGAACUAUUAGGAGAACUUGUAUAUCAUUAUGAUAUGAAUAUAUUAGAUAUUUUUCAUGAAAAAAUUACAGAAAAUACUAGAAAACUUACUUUAGCAAAGUGGAUAGACGAAACUACAAAAAUAAUGAUUGCUACAACUACAUUUAGAAUAGGAAUAAAUAUGAAACAUGUGCGCCUU
Messenger RNA from Racocetra persica, 330 nucleotides. NCBI's taxonomy places the organism in Eukaryota, Fungi, Glomeromycota, Glomeromycetes, Diversisporales, Gigasporaceae. The record is from the annotation of a GenBank genome assembly.